Molecule: messenger RNA, 351 nt
Organism: Suillus clintonianus
Lineage: Eukaryota; Fungi; Basidiomycota; Agaricomycetes; Boletales; Suillaceae
Exons: 2
Coding region: 1-351 (116 amino acids)
Source: RefSeq, a predicted model, not a curated record
AUGAUGGAGAAUGGAAAAGAGGGCAAUAAUAAUGGUAUAAUUGAGGUCAGUGAAAAGGGCCCACCUACUGGAAAGCGCAAGAGAUCUCCCAAUGGCACUGGAAAGGAGCAAGUCACUUUGUCUAUACUGGAGAAGAGUGUCAGAGAUUUUGCUAUAGCAGGAUAUGAUUAUCUACACAUGUAUAUUGCUACUCAGAACACUUUUCCUGACAAUACCGCCAAAUCUUCUUUCUCCUGGAAGUGCUUAGAGGAAGCUGUAGCUUCUCGCAAGGAAUUGAAACAACUUAUGGAGCAAGAGUCGAAGGUGCAGAAGACCAAAGAGAUGCUCAUAGACUAUGUACCACCUUUAUGA